Molecule: messenger RNA, 2523 nt
Organism: Leptonychotes weddellii (Weddell seal)
Lineage: Eukaryota; Metazoa; Chordata; Mammalia; Carnivora; Phocidae
Gene: CLDN5
Product: claudin 5
Cellular component (GO): bicellular tight junction; membrane
Molecular function (GO): structural molecule activity
Source: RefSeq, a predicted model, not a curated record
CCUGGGGUGCCAGGGGUCCCACUGCCACUGGUGGGAGGGCAGAGCACAGCACCUCGGUGUCCCUUUGUGUUUCUCCUCUCUGAGGGCUGGAGUAGGCCCCCAAGCCUGGGGCCACGGGCUGCUCUGAGGAGGACAGCCAGUUUGUCAAGUCAGUGGAGAACACUGGGGACUUCCCGAAGUGGUGUCGCCUGAGCUGGGCCUCAAAGGAUGGGGGGAUGGGAAGCAUCUCAGGAAGAAGAGCAGCAGUGCAGAGGUUGAGAGGUCUGGGAAGUCCCGGCGGCAGGGUGCAGAGUGAGGGUCUCCGGAGGUGGUGGUAAGGCCCCUGUUCCACCUGCUUCCUGUUGGGGCCUCAGACCCCAGCGAGGCGGUGAUCGGCUGGGCAGUGGCGCUGGUCAGGACCGCGGGCUGGAGAUUUCAGCCUGACCCGCACAGCUGGCCUCUUGGCCUCUGGGAGACAUAAUGCCAGGACUCAGAGGGGAACCGCGCAGUAAGGGCGCGGGGAAGGGGUCGGGGAUGGGAUUGGACUCCAGGGCGAGAUUCCUGUAGUAAUAGGCCGAGCUGUGCUUGGCUAACCCAGGAAAAGGGGCCCAAGAGUCCUUCAGGCAAACCUCCGCGCGACGGUGAUGGUGGGGGGCUCCCGCAGACCUUAGCCAGGCAAGAGCGGAGCUGGCCUGGGUGGUAAAGACCUUCACUCUCUUCAACUCCGGGAUGUAGCGGGGGAAGUUGGUGCAGUCAUGCGGCUCCUGAAAUGGAGAGGCUGGGACACAGGGAGGUGGCCCGGGGAGCGCGCGCCCAGCCACCCCAGGUCAGUCCGGAACGAGCUCUAGACAACAGCGGGAGAAGGGCUCGGGGCGGCGGCCGGGCAGGGAGCGGUCCCGGGGCCCUCGGCUACCCGCCCAGGCCAGCGGUUUCCCUAACUCCAGCUGCCGGGGGCGCCUGUGAUUGGCUAAGGGCCGAUGGACGGCGCGCGGAUUGGCUGUUCGGGGAUCAGGGGCCGGGCCCGCGGGGCAGAGUCCGCCCCCGAACCUUCAAAUAGGAAGCCCCCGAUAGGCUCCCGCAGAUCCGAGGCUGUGCUGCAGACUGCUGGGGCCGGGGACAGGAGGCGGUGAGCCGAGCGCCGGGGCGCAGAGGCACCAGGGCCCGUUCAGGGCGCCAAGCCGCUCCACCGAGGCACCGCCGCGCCCCGCCCGGAGGCUCGGGGCCGUCGGGCGCCCGUCUCGCCUCCAGCCAUGGGGUCGGCGGCGCUGGAGAUCCUCGGCCUGGUGCUGUGCCUGGUGGGCUGGGUGGGCCUGAUCCUGGCGUGCGGGUUGCCCAUGUGGCAGGUGACUGCCUUCCUGGACCACAACAUCGUGACGGCGCAGACCACCUGGAAGGGGCUGUGGAUGUCGUGCGUGGUGCAGAGCACCGGGCACAUGCAGUGCAAGGUGUACGACUCGGUGCUGGCGCUGAGCACCGAGGUGCAGGCGGCGCGGGCGCUCACCGUGGGCGCAGUGCUGCUGGCCCUCGUCGCGCUCUUCGUGACCCUGGCGGGCGCUCAGUGCACCACCUGCGUGGCCCCCGGCCCGGCCAAGGCGCGGGUGGCCCUCACGGGCGGCGCGCUCUACGCACUCUGCGGGCUGCUGGCGCUCGUGCCGCUCUGCUGGUUCGCCAACAUCGUGGUCCGCGAGUUCUACGACCCGACGGUGCCCAUGUCGCAGAAGUAUGAGCUGGGCGCGGCGCUGUACAUCGGCUGGGCGGCUUCCGCGCUGCUCAUGUGCGGCGGCGGCCUCGUGUGCUGCGGCGCCUGGGUCUGCGCUGGCCGCCCCGACUUCAGCUUCCCAGUCAAGUACUCCGCGUCGCGGCGGCCCACGGCCACCGGCGACUAUGACAAGAAGAACUACGUCUGAGGGCGCCAGACUCGGCGGGGCCCCUCGCGCUAGCCACUCCCACGAGCCGGACGACUGGCUAGGGAAGCCCCGCAUGCACGGAGGAACGGCCGGCUCUGUGCCUGGACGUGGCGCACCGACUGACUUGAGACCCUGCUCGCGCCCGCAGCCCGUUCUCUCCAAUAGCCACUAGCCGGGCCCUGGGCCGCGCCCUGCCCUGAACAGGAGCCACGCACUUGGGAGAACUUGCUGGGUUUCUUUUUCUGUGCGCAGAGCUUGCUCCGAUGUGGGUGGGGCGCGUGUCCCUUUGGCUGAGUGGACAAUGGACUGAAACGCCAAUUCCCUCCUGGACCCUCAGGGUUUUGGAUGCCGUCAUCCUCCCCAGCGGCUCCAGCUGAUUCCAGCGGGGCAGACCGAGAGCCCAGGGGUCCCAACCUGGGCUGCCAGAGGGAUGUAUACAGCUGGCCUUUACCGCAUCAGUGGGGCCUGAGCCCAGGGGGACUAAAAGACUUGGCCUGGACCUCCCUGCCUCACCCCAGCAGCUCCCCAGGAGAUGCUUAUGGGCACCAGAUCCUGAGUGUGGAGCUGGGGCCCUGCCCUCCUUUGCAGCUUGUGGGGAGGGUAAGAGUUUGCUUAGUAAAUGGUUUGAAUACCCUCC